Molecule: messenger RNA, 418 nt
Organism: Funneliformis geosporum
Lineage: Eukaryota; Fungi; Glomeromycota; Glomeromycetes; Glomerales; Glomeraceae
Source: the annotation of a GenBank genome assembly
AUGGAAUUUCCAACUAUAAGCGAUCUUAUAUUGCAAGAACUACAAAAACUUCUUUUAGAAGUAAUGUUUGAACCAACCCGACCAUAUACCUCCAAUAUGACCGUAGAUGAGAAAGUUAAAAGAACUUACCGUUCACUCUUGAAAGCUCGACGAGUGAAAAUUCGCAUCUUAACUUUACUUAAUGCCUUUUUCUUAGAACAACUUAUUAAUGACGAUAUUACACCUGCUCAACGAACUUUGCAAUGUCAAACAAUGACCAGUCAUUAUCAUCGAAGUGCUACUCGAGUAUAUCAUUUAUUUGAAACUUUCGGUACUCAACAAAUCAUGGUAACUCAAAUUUUGACAUUAACGAUGGUUAAAACACUCAAGUCCUCUGAAUUUCAAGACCUCCUUUGUAAGGCAAUGGAAAUUUCUGUUG